Messenger RNA from Megalopta genalis, 4030 nucleotides. RefSeq names its product TBP-associated factor 3 (gene Taf3). NCBI's taxonomy places the organism in Eukaryota, Metazoa, Arthropoda, Insecta, Hymenoptera, Halictidae. Gene Ontology annotation, molecular function: p53 binding; transcription factor binding; protein heterodimerization activity. The record is from RefSeq and is a predicted model, not a curated record. Gene Ontology annotation, biological process: positive regulation of transcription by RNA polymerase II. Gene Ontology annotation, cellular component: transcription factor TFIID complex.
GCAACGGAUGCGCGAAUAGAGUAAGAUCGCAAGCAUGGUAAAGUGAGACAAGCUACAUUGGUCAUCGGUGUGACUUGUUUCAUUUGUGUGGUGCUCAUUUCGUGCUCUCUUGCUCACUCGCCACUUCCUUUCUUUGUCUAAAACUGUGAGGGCAGCACUAUUUAGCUGUGAAGCGUCAACCAAUCAGAGAAAAGCAUUUUCUGUUCAUUGCCUCAAAUUUCUGAGCGCUUUGCCCCAACAUCGCAUACUGUAGUCAGUCAGUACUAGUCUUUCCGCCAUUACGGUAUGUCGUACAUACAUAUUGUGAUAUGCAUCGAUGAUUACGAAGUAUCAAAAAUACGUUAAUAGGAAAAUGUGAAGGCAGUGAGGACGCAUUGCAUUCUGUAUCUUUCUACUAUUUACGUUUUGUUAAGUUUAACAAGUAUAAUAUGUGUUACAAUCAAAAUGACUUGUACGUCUUGAGAUUGAAGUGUUGAAGGGAGUUAAAUAGUGUAAUAAGAAUGUGUGUGUCUUAGAUUAAUAAGCUGAAGAACUGUAAACCCUUUGUAUAAUUCUUUUUUCAUUGUUGAAAAUGUCAACAGAAUAUAGUAGAAGUGUUUUAAAAAUGGUUGUCGCUCAAAUUUGUCAAACAAUCGGGUGGCAUUCAAUUAAUUCAACACCACUAGAAUUUAUGGUUGAUCUGAUGCAGGAGUACAUUUUGCGAAUAGCAAAAUUAUCACACCAGUACACAGAAAUUUUGGGAAGAACAGAACCAAAUCUCAAUGAUUUAGGAUUAGCUUUUCAACAUAUGAAUAUUGAUAUACAGGAAUUAUCAGAUUACAUCAAGAAUGUGGAUCCAGUUCCUUAUCCUAUAGCAGUACCUAAAUUUCCAAUUCGACGUGAAAAUCAUUUAAAUUUUCUAAAACCAGGCAGUCGAGAAGUUGUAACCAGGCCAAUGCAUGUUCAUGAACAUUUACCAGCUAUGUAUCCUGAUACUGAAGAUUACAUAGCAGACAAAUCUGAAUCCUUACUAAAUGGAUCAUCUGAUUUAUCAUCAACUAAUGGAACAUCAACGAAUAGUUCUAUGAAUGUGUCGCCUCAUAGAAUGUCUCCACAAGUAGUGUUUAAGCGCCCAGGUGAUCCUGUAUCAUUUGAAAGUCCAAUAGUAAAACGUGUAAAGGUAGUAGAAGAAGGCAGACCAUUGCGUGAAAUCCAUAGUGUAAUGAUGACCACCUCAGGUUUUUUAUCACCUGCUCGGGAAGGAAAACUACCUGAAGCAAGAACACCUCAUCAGACUCGUCCAGAUUCACCUCAAUCUAGUUCUUAUCCAAUGGUACCACCUGAAUUGAAGUAUGACAAAAAGCCGAAGAAGAUUAUAAAGAAAGGGUUGGAAGAUGGUAAGCUUGAUAAGGAGAAUAAGAAGAAGAAUCGUGCUAAAGAAUUAUUCAAACCAAAUAAGGUGGAUGAUAACAAAACUAAGAAGUUAGUUGGUAUGAAAGAGUUAGCUAAAUUAAAACCUUUAAAGCCGGGAGGUGGAAAAUCGCAAGGUACUGCACAGAGUUCAUCGAGCAGACCUUCAACUCCCAAAUUAAUGUCACCUAAAGCAGCUGGCAGUCCAAAAUUAACAAAAAAAGUAGAACCUAAGGUUAAACCAGAGAAAGUAAUAGAUAUUCCUGCUGGGCCACCUGCGAUAGAAAGGAAAGAGGACAAUAUUGAUAAGCUACCAUCAGAACCUGAUAAGCAGAAAUUGAAUAUUUUCAAAAAGAUUUCAAAACCACGAGAAGAUAAAGAAAAGGAUACAUCAGAGCAACACAAAUACAAAGAACUCGACUCGAGAGAAAGUUCUCCAGGUUUGAUAAUUGAUGAAAACAAUGAUAAGCAAGCGCUUCGCAAUGAUACUGAAGUAAAGCAUGAAGAAAAGAAGGCCCCACAUACGCCAGAUGUACAUAUUCAACCCGAUGGAGGGGAAAUAAUUGAUUUGCCCAGCCCAGGAUCAGAUGUUUAUAUGUUUGAUGACAUGUCUCCACCAGGAACACCUAGCACGCCUAGAACACCAGAACUGAACAUGCCUCCAACUCCUACUGAUCAUAAAAAGAAAAGGAAAGAAAAGAUCAGCAAGAAGAAGGAACUGAAAUCGAGAAGUCCAAAACACUGUACCAGUCCGAAAAAGACAAAGCUUUCUAACGACUUGGUAGAGGUGGAUAUAUUAGAACGACCAAAAACCCCACAAGCACCGGAACCUCCACUUUCCAAAGAACCAAGUUUUCCACCUACACUUCCAUUUCCCUUUUUAUCCGCGUUUCCUCCAGCUCCGGGUUUAAUACCACAUCCUAUGUUCUCCAGAUUUCCAUUGCCUUUAGGUAGGGGUGGACCUGGGCCACAUCCAGCAAUGCCAAAUUUACCUUUACCGCCUCGUUUUUUAAAUUUACCUGUGAAAUCCGAAGACUUUCCUAGCGUAUCGAAAAAUAGACUUGUGGACCGAGAUAAACCGGUGACACCUUCGGUAAAUGAACCAGUACCUCCUGUUACGAAACAUGAAAAAUUGGAGAAGGAAAAGGAGGAAAAACCGAAGAUAAUUAAACAGGAUAAAGAAGUACUCACACCGGCACCUACGAAUUCUAUUGUAAUGCCUUUAGCAUCGGCACUUGCAACACCAGUUACAUAUCCUACACCAAUCCCGGUUCCUGUACCACUACCCUCGAAAAGUACAAAAUUGGAGAAAUUAGAAAAGAAUGAAAAAAAAUCGAAGGAACAUAAAAAGGAAAAGAAGGACAAAAUAAAAAAGAAGAAAGAUAAAAAAGAGAAACAUAAAGAAAAAACAGAGAAAGUAAAAGAGAAAAAAGAAAAAAUUGAGAAAAAGGAAAAGAUCGAGAAAGUUAAAGAGAAAAAGGAGAAGAAAGAUAAACGGAAAGAAAAAGAGAAAGAAGAUAAAAAUUCGGAAGCUGUGCCUAAAAUAACAUUAAAAUUAGGAACAGCUUCUCCAAGACCACCAACUCCAGAUGCUGCACCUAUGAAAAAAAUGGAAAUGUGUUAUAGAACAAUAAAAACAUUACUGAAGAAACCAGAGGACGAGACGAAACGUGAACCAAGUCCAGAAUUGGCGAAAAUAUCAGCAUUAGUAACGCGACCGCCAAAGCAAAAGUCGGCAAGUAAGAAAACAGAGGAGGGAAUAUUAGAUGGAAGCCCUGCUCUUCCUACAGAUACUUUCUCUGCCAAUCUUACUAGUGUGCCACUCGCAACAGUUCCUCGAGCAAAGAAAUCUCUCUUCAAAGCCUUACCUCAGAGAGAAACCCUUCCAUCUCAAUUUGAUCCUCCUACUAAGAUCCCACCUCCUCCGCAACAACAACCACCGUAUUAUUUUAGACGAAACCAGAUGCAGCUCUUAAAAAGGAUGAUGCUAAGGAAGACAAAGAAAAUGGCAGGAUUGUGUUGCCCACAACACCAACCACUACUGUGGAUCAAGGUGGUCGUCAAGUAUGGAUUUGUCCUGCUUGUGGCAAGCAGGAUGAUGGAUCGCCGAUGGUUGGUUGCGAUGAUUGUGACGCAUGGUAUCAUUGGGUGUGUGUUGGUAUGCAAGUACCACCAGCUGACAACGAGGACUGGUAUUGCCGCUUUUGUAUAGCUAAAAAACAAGAACUGCACCAUGAUAAGAAGAAGAAAAAGAGGAAGAAGAAGGUUAAAGUUGCAGCCUAGUACAAGCUACCCGGAUCUUGUGUAAGAUCCGGUCCUGCUAUUCAAACCUCAACCAAAGUUAAAAAGAACAGCAAGCUCAGAGUGGGAACUUUAAAGAAUAAGAAAUUAUCGAAAACUGAAAUGAAGAUACAAAUGAAGUCAUUAAAAGAGAAAACUAUACCCAUCAAGGGGAAAGCAGGAAAGACUCUCAUGAAAGUUAAGACUGUAAAGAAGAAGAGUAAGAAGAUAAAAGAUAGUGCAAUUCAAUUGACUUAAAAAGUGUUACCUUUUGUGAUCAUUGUCACAGAUUCAAAGAAACUUAAUUUUAACACGUUGAUUGCUAAAUAAUUCUAAGGUAAUAAAUUAUGUAUCCAACCUA